This is a messenger RNA of Amphimedon queenslandica, 3842 nucleotides long. RefSeq lists its product as uncharacterized. Bases 25 to 3738 code for a protein of 1237 amino acids. The record is from RefSeq and is a predicted model, not a curated record. Gene Ontology annotation, cellular component: membrane. The transcript has 22 exons. Lineage: Eukaryota; Metazoa; Porifera; Demospongiae; Haplosclerida; Niphatidae.
GUCAAUAGGAAUUAUUAAUUAGUCAUGAAGAUCUGGUUUGCUGUGGCACUGAAUGUUUUUGUAUAUUUUUCUCUUUCCCUCGCUCAGUCUUGCUCUCACGACACUUCUCCCACUCCACAGACCUUAAGGAAACAGGACGGGGGGCUAGCCUUCCUUCUCAGUAGCGCUCGUAACGUCAGAAAAUUUUUCUUUGGCACAAAUGUCGAGUACGAUACUUUGAGAAAUACUGUAUCACUAAUUUAUAAUGGAUCCACACCUUUUAAUGAGGAUACUUUAUUUGAUGCAUCAGUCCAAUAUUUAUCAACCAACCUAGUGUAUUCAUUAAUAGCUCUAGUCCUCUCUCUCUCCCUUUUGCUCCCAUUAUUGUUAUUAUUCUUGUUCUGUUAUUGGGAGAAAUGCUCUCACUCGCAUGACGAGGAGAGAUACGAAGAUGUUGAGCAGAGACACUCAUCGUUGACCUCUCAGUGCGUCAGCUGGGGCAUUGCCUUGUGCUCUCUUUUUACUAUAGUCCCUCUGUUCACAUUCGUCAUUAUAUCAUUGAUUGGGACAGAGAGGAUCAGUCAGUCACUCUCUGAUUCUGUGGGUGUUGUCAAUCAAACUCUGCCUGAGUUAGUUGAUAUACAUAAUAAUGUCUUGUCUAAUGUUCAACGCAUCUUGCAAGAUGAGGCUCAAUUUUUGAACAAUUCGUUUUAUACAGAUCAUAUUUAUCCAUUUUCUGGAAAUAUCAAGCAAUACUUAAAUAAUUCUCUGUAUGACAAUGUUACUCACAUCUUAUAUGAGGUGUCUGGUAUAUCGGUUGAUGCAGAAUAUGCUGGGUCUUGGGCCUUGGGUCUUCUAGAGUUUGAAAGAGCUAUUAAUAAUGAGACUGAUAAUUUCAUUAUCCUAUUGGAUGAACUAUCUUCUCUUAUGAAUUUAUGUUCAAAUUAUGUUAACUCAUCAAACCAUUUGCUAUCAAUCAGUUGUCAGAAGCUGGUCGGCCUCUCUCCUCCUCCUCCUUCCUCUGUCACUCCCUUGUCCCUCUCAUUGUUCAAUGCUAGUCUACUCCAGACAAUAGUCAGUACAAUGGAAGAGACAGAGAGCCUCAUCUCACCUUUAUCUAUUAACGGAAGGAUUUACGACUUUAAUGAGUAUUUAAGCAGCGUGGAGGACAAUGUCAGUGAUGUUAUAUUCACGCAGUUCCACAGUUAUCUUCAUCCACUAGUCACUAACAUGUCAAUAAUUGCUGAUCAUAUUCACACCUUGUACUCUCCUAUCACUUACGACUAUCCACAAUCACAGGUCAUUGUAGAGAAAUAUUUAGGACCAAAUUAUUUGUCAAAUGUUAAUGAGUUCCAAGUCAUCAUUUCAGUCUCUUUCUCCCUCUCUCUCUUUGUCCUUCUUGUUGGUGUCAUCCUCACUGUGGUCUAUGGUCUCAUUAACAUUAUAUUCAUUUAUCUUUAUGGAGAAGACUCUGCCUACAUAAGAGCCAGCCAUCAAGCAGGUCUUGUACUGAAAAAGCUUUCCUGUUGGUUGUCAGUGUCAGGGAUUGUCUCCGCCAUCUUUUUCAUCUUUACGCUUUGUCUGGCUAGUCUCCUUGGCAGGUCCUGUGGUGUCCAUGGUAACUACACAGAGCUGAUUGAUGAAGUGAUUGAUAAGAACCAGUCCUGGGGUGAUGUGUACCCUCUUGGUAGUGUCUACCACAGUCAGCCUUCAUACCCACUCACUCUUCACUCUGUACUCACUGAGUGUUCAAUGAACGCUUCAGCUGUUGAUGCACUUCAGCUCAAGAGUGUCAUGAAACUUGAUCAACUAGAAAUCAGCAAUGAUGACUACAUUCACCAGUAUGUUUCGAAUAUUUCAAAUUUUGCCUUCAACUCAUUCCACCCUCACUCACUCCUUGGUACCAACCUCCAGACCUCUCUUCAUCGUUAUCUGUCGCUCAAUUGGUCCAAUUCCUCUUCUCCUCUUCCCAUCAACCUCUUCCAGCCUCUCUCCAUAGAAAUUAGCAACCUCCAAGAUAUUAUUAGCAAUAUAAGCUAUGCACUGGAUAAUGAUACACUAAUAACUGUCUUUAAUAAUUCUCUCACUGCCAUCAACUCCGCUCUCCCCUCUCUUGUUUCACUGGAUCUUUCCUACAAUUCUCUAAGAGAGGAGCUUCAAGAUAACAGCUCACUGCUUUCUGAGGCACUGGGUCGUGGGACGGAGGGACAUAGUCUGUUGGAUCAUGUUGAAACGGAGGAACUGAAUAUUAAUAGAAAGAUUAAUAGAUUUGUUUAUAACAGAUCUUGCAAAUUAGCAACUGAUGUUAUUGGAAAUUGGAAUGCUUUCUCGUUAAGCUCUGCAAAUUUUCUUUCGUGUUCCGCCGGUCGUUGCUAUCCUCUGUACAGACUAUUCCAUCAAUUUACUGACUUAGUAUGCGGAAAUUUACUGACUGGUCUUGAUGUGUAUUGGAUCUCAGUAUCAUGUGUUUUCAUAUUGAGCUUAUUUGCACUAGUUCUAUUAUUAUUAUUAUCAUCUCGUCUUCUUGAUCCGAAAUUGCUGACGCAGCAAACUCCAGUAAUGUUUAUCUUUUCUUUUGUUAACGAAGCAACGUCUCAAUUUCUUGGUGUUAUGUGGCUGUCUCUUGUCUAUGGCAUUAAUAUUUGGCUCGUCGUUGCCAUAGCAACCGAUGAUCACCUGUGUGAGGGUGGGGACCCCUGCUGCCCAGGAUGUUGGGGUACUGGUGUAGCACUCCUGUUAUUAUCGUUUCCAUUUUGUGUGUCGUUAAGAGUCUACCAAUGGAUCAUGCUCCACAGAUUAAGAGUUUAUGAAGGAGUGAAGGCUCAGAGUGUCCAGAGGUACUGGAUGAAGAAGAUCAACGCUACACUCUUCUACUCUCAACUAGUCCUGUUCUUCACUAUCCAUGUUCCAUUUCUAGCUAUAUCUGGUGCUUACAUUAAUUCUACUGGUAUACUGACUGGUAUCUCUUUUCUCUCUUGCUCUCUCUCCCUCGUUGGCAUGGCGUGGAUGGUGCUACUCCUAAUAUUGGAGAGGAAGGAGUUACUGGGGUACAUGUCUCUAUUGCAGGACCAGUUGUACUGCUGCAGGAGCAGAGGCAAGUUUAUACCAACGCCAGUCUCCCCUGAUGUGCCUGUGGGCGGAGUCCCAAACGGUGUCAUUACUUCGCAGCCGACGGACGAGUUUAACGAGACGGAGAUGGGUGUGGUCAAUUCACCAUCACCUCCGAUAAGACUGGGACCUGUAACGGUACUGCCUCACCUCAGCGAAGAGGAGGAGGAGGAGGAGGGAGAGAGGGAGGAGGAGACUGAGUUUGGACCAGAGAGGGUUAAUGAGGAACCCAUUGAGUUACCUACUGGGACUCCACCACCACCAGAGGAGGGCACUAGGGAAGAGGAGGAGGAGGAGGAGGAGGAAAGCAACAGAGAAAUUGCUAAAAGGCCAUCAUUAUGGCUUGACAGGAGAUCAGAAGAGCGUGAUGGUCAGUACAUAAGGACUGAUCCUAAUCCACACUCUAUGUACACUGGAGUGGAAGUGGCUCCUUCCUCGUGUCAGCAGUCUGACACAGCAUCAACCCCAAGGAGCAGCAUAUACACCAGUCAUGAGAGUGUCACUUAUCAUUCUAGUGCUAUACCAGGCUACACUAGCACUGAUGACUCUUCUUAUAAGGAUGGUUAUGAAUCCUAUGACAGUGAGCCCUCAUAUCCUCCCUAUAUUCCUCCCUACAUACCUCAGUUUGGCAGUGUUCGUGUGGACGUUUGAUAUGUAAUGAAAACACUAAAUUUUUCCCAAUCUUGUAUAUUAUUUUUUGUGUUAUGCAUACAUGUAUAUAUAUAUAUAUUAUAAUUAUUAAAAUAAAGUUAAAC